CUGGUGGCUGGAGGUGGAGGACAUCCAUGUCCUGGGAGGAGGUGGAGGUGCUUGGAGGAGGGAGAUGUCUGAGGAGGGGUUGGAGGGGCUCGCUGGAGCAGCCCAGGUUUCCCCCCAGCUCACACCCAGCAUGCCAGGGGCUGGUGCUGGGGGAAACCUCCUGCCCAGACUGUGCUGUGCUGGCCAAAGGCUCGUGGUGCUUUUGGGAGCCUUUGGUUGCCUCUCUCCAGCUGAUCUCCAGUCCAAGGUGGUGUCCUGAGCACCAGAGGCUGAGCAGCCCAGCCCUGGGUUGUUUGGGGUCUGUGCUUUUAUUUUGCUCUUUAAAUCUCUUCAUUGCCUCUUGCAAUCAGUCUCUCUCCAGAAGAGAGCCCAGAGCCUUGAAAUCACUCUAAGCCUGUUGCUGCUCACAGCAGCCACUUCCCGGAGGUUUAAUCCCAGCCACGGCUCCCUGCUGGCAUUCCUGGCUGGUGGCAGGAGCCCUCCUGCUGCCCUUGCUUUGGCACCUCACCCCAGCUCCAUGGGGACGUCUCCCAGGCGUAUGUCACCUCCAGAGCCCAGGCAAAGGAGCCAGGAUCCCUUUCUGGAACGGCCUGCAGGUAAGGAUGGGUCCUGUGUCCCAGGGGAGUGCUGGGGGACAGGGUGAGGGUGGUUCCUCUGCCCUGGGCUCUUCCACAGAGCCCUCAGCUGGCCCUUCCUGCCUGGAAGCAGCCAAGUGAAGGUGCUUGUUCUGUCCCCCAUGGAGUCACCCCGUUGUCACCCCUGUGGGCUCACAUUUGGCUGUGAUCACGGCCCCAUGGCCACCGGGGUGGCCGGGGACAUUUUAAGAAGAUAAAAGUGAUUUCUUGCUGCUCGUGCUGGCAGGGGCCGGUGCGGCCAGAGCCAGGAGGAUUAAAACAAUUUCAUAAUCCUGGUGAUUUCCUUUUGAUCGGGAUUAUGAAACCAAUCACGAAUAUCAAAAGCCACAGCUUAAAGCAGCAGCCGGAGCGGGGCCGGGACGCCCGGGGCCCCCUCAGACCCUCAGGGAUGGCAGCCCUGGCACCUCCGGGUAAGCGCUGCCCACCCAGGACCCCCGUCCUGCGUGGGGGGCAGGAUGGGGGUGUUGGGGUGCAGGAUGGGGGUGUUGGGGUGCAGGAUGGGGGUGUUGGGGUGCAGGGCCUCGGGAAGGGGGCAGGAUGGGGGUGUUGGGGUGCAGGAUGGGGGUGUUGGGGGGCAGGCACGUGUGGCAUGCCGGGUUUGGAGUAGGGAUGUGUUUGGAUGCGCCCAGCUCGGCUCCCACCGCCCUCCUGCCCGGGAAUGCCACGGCCCUGGCUCGCCGUGGGUCCAGGCAGCAUCUGGCCUCCGGAAAGCAGAAUUUAGCACAGCUGCAGCCGUGCGAUGCUCGCAGGAAGGUGCCGAGAGCCGGCGGGCUCUGCGGCUGCAGAAAUGGCCCCGAUGCGGGAGCGGGACCCCCCCGCAGCCGGGCAGGGCAGACAAAGGACAUUCCUGAGGGAGGCCAGGGCAGGAUCCCUCCGUCCCGGGCCGCGGGGCUCCCCUCCUGUGGAGUUCCCGGGGUGGCAGCGCUGUCCCCAGCGUGGCGGUGGCCCGGCCCUGCGGGGACCGGGCGGUCCCGGGCCGGCUUUGGCCGGGUGCGCGGAGAGGAGGAGGAGGAGGAGGAGGAGGCGGGAGGCAGGGCCAGCCGCGGCCCCACAGCCCAGCCAAGCGGCUGAGCUCGGGCUCGGCUGGAGGGGCUGGGAUUUGCUGGUUUGGCCGCUUUUUUUUUUUUAAUUUCUUUUUUUCCCCUCCCCUGCUUCCUUCCCUUCUUCCGCUUUCUUCUCCUUCUUCCCAGCCCUCUCCCGAUGCUGCUCCGGGGGAACCAUGGAGGGGAGCCCUCCGGCUGAGGCGCGGCGCCUGCCGCGGCCCCCCAAGCCGCACCCGCAGCGCGGCCGGAGCCCGGCCCCGCCGGAGCGCCCCGAGGCCCGCGGCCCGCACGCCGUCCUGGAGGGCAAGGUGAAGGCGCUGAAGGAGAAGCGGGGCGGGCGGCCGGGCACCCCCGCGGCCGCCCCCGAGCGCCCCUCGCCCAAGAAGGCGCGGCCGCGGCGGGGGAAGGCGGGCGCGGAGGAGCCGCGGGCGCAGCUCCGCACCUACCUGACGGACGGGCUGCUGGACGGGGCGCAGCCCCCGCCCGCCCCGGGGCUCUGGAGGCUCCCGGCAGCCGGGGGAGAUGUGCCCGGGGGGGCCGAGCUUCCCCCGGACAAGGGCAGCGGGUCCUGGCGCUGUGCCUCCCUCCGUGAGAGACCCUCCCUGGAUGAAGAGGCGCGGAGCCCGCUGCGGGAGCGGGAGCGGGAGCGGGGCCGUCCCUCUGUGCCCGCGGCCCGGAGCUGGGAGAGGCUCCCGCUGGCUGAGCGCGUGGAGAGGAACCGGCGGCUGCUGCAGGAGGUGCUGGGCCUCGCCGCUCCCGAGAUGCCAGCGAGCGAUGGGGACUGGGACUCGGGGGUUUCACUGCAGGACGCUGAGGGCUGCAGGGCCUCGGUGGCCGGGCAGGAGCUGGAGCUGAGCCCGCGGCACGAGCAGGCCAAGCAGCUGCUGCAGCGCGCCCGCAUGAAGGCUCGCACCAACCCGCUGCGCGCCAGCCACGACAUCCUGCUGCUGCCCGCCGCCCUCCCGCAGCCCAGGGAGCCCGGCGGGAGGCCCAGCGUCGCCCCGCGGGACGGAGGGAGCCUGAGCGACUCGUCCAGCGGGGACUCGAGCUGCGGGCGGCCGCGGCGGCCGCGGGGACCGUCCCCGUCCCGCGUCCGCUUCGAGGACGAGUCGGCCCGGGACGCCGAGGUGCGGUACCUGGAGCGGCUGCAGCUGCGGCACCGCCGGGCGCUGGGCUCGGCCAUCGCCUCGCCGGAGCCGGCGGGCAGCAGGCAGCCGGGGGACGGCGCUGGCCAGCCCAAAGCCCGCAGCGGCGACCUCGUGGCCGGGGGCAAGUGCAGCGCCUGCGGCUCCUUCCUCGGGGCUGCCGCCGGCCGGGGCACGGACACGCAAGCUGCCCCCGAGCCGGCCAAAAGUAGCCCUGCGGCACAAAGAAGCGUUCCGGGGGAUAGCAGAGGGACGGGCGCUGCCCAGACAGAGCCUAAAAUCAGGCCUCUGGGCCCCGGAGGGUCCCCGCUGUGGAUCCUGCCCUCCCGGCAGCGCAUCCACACCGAGAAGAUCAAGGAGACCUACAUCGGGGAUGUCACCUACAUCGACGAGGUGGACUCGGCCCUGGAGAGCACCGACACCUCGGACGGCUGCCGGACGGACAGCGAGGAGGCAGGACCGCGCAGCCCCCACCUGCGGGGGCACCGGGACCCCCGCGCCCGCGGGCACAGAACUGCCCGCGCUGCCCCGCAGCCGGAGACCAGGGCCAGGAAAGGAUCGGGUGUGCCCAGCGGGGGCCCCGAGCACGGGGACUCGGGGCCGGUUUGCCCCCCAGCACCGGGAAGAACCAGCAGCCGGGAAGAUGGGGAGCCCCAUCAACACCUGGGGGGCAGCAGGGGAGUGGGGAACGCAGCUCGCCCCCCGCAGCAGCCCAGUGAGCCCCUGGAGCCUUCCUCGCAGCUGAGGACCAGCACGCCCAUCCCAGGCACCCACGUCCCUGCUCCCCCUCCUACCAAGAAGGCCUGCGCCCAGGUGCCUUGCAGGAAAGCCCUGUUCUCCAUCGGCAGCCGCCAGGCGCCGAGCCAAGGAGUGCGGGGCCCGGAGCCGGCUGCUGGCAGCGCAGCCCCACCGCAGCCCGGGGGCACGGCGGGGCCGGCCGGGCGGCGGAGUCCCUGCAGCCCCCGCUGGCUCCCGGGGAGCCCCCUCCGUGCCUUGUCCACCAACAACUGCAACAACACCCACGGGCAGGACGCCCCGGGGGCGGGCAGAGGGACACUGUCACACCCCGCUGGCAGCGCUGUCACCGCCGUGCCCCCGGAGGCUGCUCAUCCUGCCGGGGAAGGUGCCGGGAUGUCGGGAGCGCAGCCCCAGCGGCUCCCGGCCGGGAACGCGGUGCACGGGGAGCCGGGCCGGCCCGUGAGCCGCAAGGGCAGCAGCGCUUCGGCCUCGGCGCUGAAGAAGCUCCUGUGCAGCCUGAGCCAGAGCACCAAGCAGCGCCUGGGCCGCUUCCGCUGCUACAGCAUGGAGCAGCUGCCGGCCCCCGGCGGCUCCCCGCAGGGCAGCCCCGGCGUCAGGAAGUCACCGUCCCUGCAGUCGCUGCAGCUGGUGUCACCCUUCUGCCAGCCCCAAAAAGCUGCCUCUAUCCAGAGCCUGCAUCCCCAGCUGGGGAAGGCAUCUCGUGCCAGUGCCUACCUCCUGCCCCAGAGCACGGCUGACAGGAAGGGGAGCUCGGGGCCGCAGCGCUCGCUGAGCGUGGAGGACAUCGGGGCGCCGGGCCAGCUGCGCGCGGUGGGGCGCGUGGUUGAGGUGUUCCCCGAUGGCACCAGCCAGCUGGAGCUGCAGCGACCGCCCCACGGCGCCUUCGGCUUCUCCGUCACCUCCGGACACGGCCGGCCCGACACAGGUGUCUACGUGCAGGAGAUGGCGGAUGCUGGCACGGCCAAGCUCUACGCGGGGCUCCUGGGCGUGGGGGACGAGAUCCUGCAGGUCAACGGCGCGGCCGUCUCGGGGCUGGGGCUGGCCCGCAUCCGGCAGCUGCUGCUGCAGGCCGACAGCCUGGCCCUGCGCGUGCUCCGGCAGCGCCCGGCGCCGCGCUAGCCUGGCACGGCUCCCGCCAGGCCGGCAAGAGAGGAGGAGGAUGUCCCGGUGAUGGGAGGAGGAGCAUGGCCCAGUGAUGCCCCAGGGUGCUGCAGAAUGGCAUGGCAUGGACCAAGCUGGCUCGCAGCGCCAGGACCUGCCCGGCUCCACUGCAGUGGCUUUCUUUGUGCCCCUGGGAGAGCGUGGGACCAAGGACCCCCCAGAGUCUGCAGGAGCUGCCCAGGUGUGAGGGACAGGGGACAGCCUGGCCCCAACAGAGCCGGGUGGGCCUGUCCUGCUGGGCACUGGGGUGACCAGCAUGGGGACACGCCAUCUCCAUGACCCCAGGAGACACAGGGCUUCCUGCCAGCACUGCCACCUUGUGCUCGAGGGCUGGUGAGGUUCUUUUAAGUUAUUUCAAACUGAAACCCAAAAAUACAUCUCUGCAAUAACAAAACAGUGCCCUUGGCUUGUGGCAUGGAGGGGUUGGGGUGGCGUUUGUGGCCUUGGGGGCCCUGGGCAGGUAGGCAGGGGGGCUCAGCCACCUGCAGGGCUCCUUGGGGAUUUUGAGGGGCUCUUUUUUCCAGCCAUGGAAGGCAAAACACAUCCUUGGAGUGUUUCCAGCAGCAAUGGCUGCCCUCUGCACAGUGGUGCUCCACAUCUGGGCACAGCUGCCCACAAUGCUGAGGUGACCCCAGAAACUGCAGAUGCUGCUUAUGCCUCAAAAACCAGGAUGGUGAUGCCUGGCAAAUGCUGGUGGGAGAGCUUUUCCCACUCCCUGCUGCCAGGAGACCCCGAGCUUGUUCCGGGAGCAAGAGUCAGGCAAGGAGGAGUGGAGAUCUACGCUGCUGCACCUUUAUUUAGUGUUAAAGGGAAGGGCACCACCAGCGACAGAAAAGCAAAUGUACACGAGGAAAGGGACCAGAGACACUCGGGUGGCUUGAGGUGAUGUCAGCAGCUGGGCCACCCCCUGGACUACCAAAGGAGCCCUCCUACAUGGGAGUCAUUCCCGAAGGAUGCACAAACACGCUGGAAUUAACACGGGGAUCAGAGGUGUGCAAACAGCAGCCAGCAGCGAGCACUGCUCCCUGCCCAGACCCGUGCUGCUGGGAACUGCUCCUGGAGAGCUACAGACCCACGGAGUGGCACGGACAGUGCUACAGCCAGCCCCGGAAAGCAGACCCCACCUAUGCCCUGCAGGGGUGCUCUGCAAGGAUAAGGAGCCACUGGACUCGGGAGUGCGGGUGGGCGCCGAGGCACCACGUGUGCGUUACUGAGGAGCAGCCGGGCGCGGGCGGGGAGGCUCCGUCCGGGGAGGAUCCAUCCCGGGAG
Passer montanus (Eurasian tree sparrow) is the source of this 6012-nucleotide messenger RNA. RefSeq names its product KIAA1614 ortholog. Gene Ontology annotation, cellular component: cell cortex; nucleus; apical plasma membrane. Gene Ontology annotation, biological process: centrosome cycle; establishment or maintenance of cell polarity; regulation of cellular localization. The record is from RefSeq and is a predicted model, not a curated record. Gene Ontology annotation, molecular function: protein kinase C binding. Bases 1855 to 4701 code for a protein of 948 amino acids. NCBI's taxonomy places the organism in Eukaryota, Metazoa, Chordata, Aves, Passeriformes, Passeridae. The transcript has 10 exons.